UUCCGCUCAGCUUCACCAAUUUUUCCCGCUUUCUUUCUUAUCACACCUAGAAGUUGCGUGAAACGUUCGAUAUGACAGAUACGUGUUCGGAUCCACCUGACGUAAAGACAAACCUUCCUAAAGUUAAACAUUGAAUAUCAUUCGGAAAUUUACGUAAAUGUGUUUUUCUUUGUUUGUUUUUUGUCUAGUAGAAUAACUUAUAUCACUAAAAAAUUCUUACAGAUUGUGAUAGCGCAGGAUUUUUAACGAUGCCUUCUUAGUGGAAUUACUUUGUGUUAAAGAGAAGAGUUUAUCUACGUUUAUGUGUUGUUGCUCCAAUAUAUUGAAAAUUAACUAAAAAUACAAUAUAUAUAGACCCAUGACUUUAAAAAAUUAAUCCUGUAUAAGACGCUUCCAAUUAAUAAUUUGUACUUGAAAGAUUCUCGAUAUCUGAGAACUGUCUACAGACUUAGGAAGAAGACCGUCUACAAGACAUAAGAAUUGUAACAUUUGAGGCUAUAGGUAGGAUAACAGAAUCUCAUUUUGUCCAAGCUAAAGAAUAACUUAAACCAUAGCUUUGAAUAGCUGCCGAAUUGGUAUCAGAAGUACCUCUGGGAACACACCCAUACUAGAAGAGUUGUAACUUCAGUUGAAGAAGUGGCUGCUAGUUGUUGUUUUUCUCUGGUUGAGAUAUUUCUUGGUUCUGCUCAUCUGUAGGGAGAAAAAAAUCAGUAUUACAGCCUAUUCGUUUAACCUGAAUUUCUGGCUAACAUGUCCAACUUGUGGUUUUUCGGCCGACGUCACAAGCAGCCUGCCCAAAACCGACCAAUGACACGUCCAGACGCUGUUGCCGAAGUGGAGAGAUCUUAUGUUCGCUCACAUCAAGGAAAUAGAGCGACAUCUAGCGGCCACUGCGAUUAUGUACCACCUCUUUCUCCCAGACGAAGCCUGGAGUCGAGAUUUGGACACCUAUCUCAAGCUGAUAGCUUGGACAAUGUCGCUCUUCAUAUUCCAAGGGUCCGAGUAGAGUUCUAUGUGAAUGAAAACACUCUGAAAGAACAACUUCAAUUAUUUUUCAUAAAAAAUCAGCGUUCAAGUUUGAGGAUACGGAUCUUCAAUUUAGUAAUCAAAAUAGUGCUCUGUGUUCUCUACAUUAUCCGUGUUGCACUGGACAGCGGGCCUUUAAAAGCCACGUGCUACGGCUGUCCUGUUUCUAACAUCACCAGUGGAGGAGAAGGAUCCCAUGACUUCAAUACUAGACCAAAUGGGCAUAUCAACUGGGUGGCCAUAUUAUGGGUAGACCGUCCGCUGACAUUGUGGGGCAUUCAGGUCGCCCUGUCCGUGAUAUGCCUAUCUGAGGCCUUACUCCUUGCUUAUUUAGGGUAUAAGGGAAACAUCUGGCAGCAGCUCAUGUCUUUUACUCUUAUUUUGGAACUGGUAAAUAACGUACCAUUCAUAAUUACGAUUUUUUGGCCUCCCCUCCGUAACCUCUUCAUUCCAGUUUUCCUCAAUUGCUGGCUAGCUAAAUACGCUCUGGAGAACAUCGUCUGUGGUUACCAGCACUUCCAAAGAGCGGGAAGUCUUCACGUUAACCUGUUUGAAAGUCUGUAUUUUGUUGUGGUGACUUUCUCUACGGUAGGGUAUGGAGAUUAUCGACCUGACUGCUUUCCUUCUCAGCUCUUCAUGGUGAUUAUGAUCUGUGUUGCAUUAAUUGUCCUACCAACACAGUUUCAGGAUUACUUUGUAGUACUUCUCUCACCUUGUGAGCCAGAUACUACCACGAAGAUGAUCUUACAAGUCCCUAUGUGGGCUCAAAGAGUCAUCUUUAUUCAGGGCUCGGCACUAAAAGAUGCGGACCUCACUCGAGCUAGGAUGAAUGCAGCAGAAGCUUGUUUCAUCCUCACUGGAAGGAACUACGCUGACCGGAGUGCAGCCGACCAGCACACCAUCCUUAGGUCUUGGGCUGUGAGGGACUUUGCUCCAAACGUGCCACAGUAUGUUCAAAUCUUCCGUCCAGAAAAUAAAGUACAUGUAGCAUUUGCAGAGCACGUGGUAUGUGAGGAUGAGUUUAAGUAUGCCCUAUUGGCUAAUAACUGUUUGUGUCCGGGGACUUCUACGUUCGUAACCCUACUCCUCCACACGUCCCGUGGUCAAGAAGGACAGACUUCGGCGGAAGAAUGGCAUCGGCUCUAUGGAAAGUGUUCUGGGAACGAGAUUUACCACAUUCAACUCGGUGAUAGUCGAUUCUUCGGAGAGUAUGAGGGGAAAAGCUUCAGUUACGCAUCUUUUCAUGCACACAGAAAGUACGGAGUGGCUUUGGUUGGAAUACAGACGGACCUAUCCGGGACUUGGCCAAUCAUGUUGAACCCUGGUCCAUCGUAUGUUUUAAAAAUGUCUGACAUCUGUUUCUAUAUGAGUAUAACUAAAGAAGAGAAUAGUGCCUUUUUACCAAGUUCAUCUGGAGAUGAAACCAAAGCUCCAUCUUCAAUAAAUGAAGAUACUUCAAAAGGCCUUGAAUAUGAGGGUCGGAUGAAAGAACGGAGAAAAUCUGAGAAUCGCUAUUUUGAACUUUCACCACUCAAAUCAAAAAUCACGCUUGGUUUGGGUAAAAAGCGACAUCUGGAGGUUCCCAAGACGGAUGGUUUGUUAGGAACAGACGGCUACUAUCCUGUACGAGGAAGGCGUCCAAGCAUAGCUCCUGUUCCCGCCAUGUUUGGAAAUGAUGAUGACUCCUCACCUAAUGAUGAUGACCAUGAUGAUAAAACAAACGAGGAAGAAGAAAAAUAUCUGGGCAUUCCAUUGACCACUCCUGUUGAAACUUGUGGAAUUGUCAAGGGAUUUCCCCCUAUCUCCCCUUAUAUUGGAGUAAGUCCAACUUUGUGUUACCUACUGAAAGAGAAAAAACCAACGUGCUGUCUCCAGCUAGCCCAGACUUGUGACCACUGCUCUUUUCGAAACGCCAAGGACUACAACUGGCUUAACCGUUGCAUCAUCCUAGCAGCUGAUUACGCUAGCAAUGGAAUUUAUAACUUUAUUGUACCCUUGCGAGCACAUUUCCACAGUCCUCAAACUUUGCGACCAAUCAUAUUGUUGUUGGAGAGAAGACCACAUCCUGCAUUUCUUGAUGCUAUUUCACAUUUCCCUUUGGUCUACUGGAUGCAAGGUUCCAUAGAUUACUUGGACGACUUACUGAGAGCAGGAAUAAACUUGGCUGAUAGUGUCGUGGUGGUCAACAAGGAAAGCAGCAACUCAGCAGAAGAGGAUCACUUAGCAGAUUGUAAUACGAUAGUCGCAGUUCAGACUAUGUUCAAACUUUUUCCUAGCGUACGAAUAAUUACAGAACUCAGUCAAUCCAGCAACAUGAGAUUCAUGCAGUUUCGGGCUCAUGAUACAUAUGCUCUACAUCUAUCAAAAAUGGAAAAGCGUGAGAAGGAACGAGGAACCCACAUCUCUUACAUGUUCCGACUUCCGUUCGCUUCAGGAACGGUGUUUAGUGCUAGUAUGUUGGAUACACUACUUUAUCAGGCUUUCGUGAAGGAUUACAUGAUUACCUUUAUUAGGUUGCUUCUUGGAAUUGACCAAGCUCCAGGUUCAGGUUUCCUUUCUUCGAUGAGAAUAUCAGAAGAAGAUCUGUGGAUCAGAACAUACGGACGUCUCUAUCAGAAGUUGUGUUCUACAACAUGCGAAGUACCCAUAGGAAUUUGUCGAACCCAGAGUUCCUUGUCUGAUGCCUCCUCUUUAUCCCUGGAGCUUCUCGAUAGUGAUAGGGCUGCUCUGGCUGCUGAUGUAGAAAGACAAGAGAUCUGUAACAUGGUGCGGACAAGAAUGCACAACUUGGGUCUACCAGUGGAAGAUUACGACAACGUCUCAGAGAAGAGAGACAGCCUUUCCUAUGUUAUGAUAAAUCCAAGCUGUGAUCUAAAGCUCCAAGAAGGCGAUAUAGUGUAUUUAAUAAGACCCAGUCCAAUUUCCACAAAGAAGAUUUUUCUUACUCGUAGCUCGAUCAGAAUACAGAAACCAAAACCAAAUGAUGCACGUCUCCAAUCAAAUUCAGAAGAACAUGUACGGGACGCGGUCUCUACUGAAGCUCACAAUCAUGAAAAUGAUCUUGGAGAACAAACGGAUGGUGGCAAUAUUAGAAUCCCCUUACUUGGGGCUAUUGGUGUUGAAAUUACCCCACCUCCAGUUGAGACCGCUAAUGGAACUGUGGUUUAGAAUGAUGUCCGAAAAACUGUUACAAAAUUAAGUGAAUAAUGCCUUUGUUGACAAAUGUUAAGAUUAAAAAAUGCCCACGUUUUACUCUCCGAUCUUGAGGCAAGUUUAUAUUUCCUUAUCCGUGUAAGCGGUCUCUCUAAACUUACGAGUUAAAGUAUAAAAACAAAUAGUUAGGAUAAGUUGAUAUUUUUAAUGAUAACCUACAGCUAUUAGAACGAACAAAUGUUGCGCACCCUUUCGAAUGUGAUAUCAGAUAGGAGAAACGUGGGAAAAUAGACCUAUAUUGUUGCUAACUUCUAUCUUAAACCUCAUGCUACGUCCACAUAUCUUAAAAUAUUCAGAGGAAGAUGUAGAAAAAUGAUAUUUUUAGCUUACUCAAGUUCACUGUAUUUUGGAGAACCUUCAGUCACUGGCUUAUUACACAAUUCCGUUUCAGUAUAAGCACGGCUUUCUAUUCCUAUUUCUACUGCUGGCUAUAGAAAAAAAUAGUCUUAGAAGUGUGUUAAUGUUUAUUGGAAAGGGAAAUAUGUUAAUUUUCUGUAUAUACAUAUAAAGGUAAUGUUUCUCAAAGACUGGAAUUAUAACAGAAUAAUUAUUAUUCUUGAAUAAUUGGUCAAAUAAA
This is a messenger RNA of Limulus polyphemus (Atlantic horseshoe crab), 4816 nucleotides long. Its product is annotated as potassium channel subfamily T member 1-like. Gene Ontology annotation, biological process: potassium ion transport. NCBI's taxonomy places the organism in Eukaryota, Metazoa, Arthropoda, Merostomata, Xiphosura, Limulidae. Gene Ontology annotation, cellular component: membrane. The transcript is spliced from 28 exons. Gene Ontology annotation, molecular function: intracellular sodium-activated potassium channel activity. Bases 751 to 4194 code for a protein of 1147 amino acids. The record is from RefSeq and is a predicted model, not a curated record.